AUGUUUUCGAUAUUUAAUUUAAAAAAAAAAAAAAAAAAACCAGAAUUCAAUGAAGGCCAAAAUAACUCUAGUUAUUCAAAAACAACUAUUCCAACUCCUAAUACUUUUGUUUCUAUGUCUCCUGAUGUAAAUAAUUGUUUAGUUGAAUAUAAGACAAGUUAGUCGACAUUAUUAAGUCCUUAAGAGGGAAAUAAGUUGGAUAUUGUCGAUUUAGGUAAUUUAGAUUCUGGCCCUGUGCAACCUAUUUUAAAGGCUUAUCCUGAAACAACACUUGGUUCACAAAAUAGAUCUUUUUGUUCCAAAUAUUUCAAGGAGUAUAACUGGCUUGAAUAUAGCAUAGAGAAAGAUGCUAUUUUUUGCUUUCCUUGCAGAAUGUUUUCAACAAAUUCUGGUCACGUAGAAGAUGUUUUAAAAACAACAGGUUUUAAUAAUUGGAAAAAGGCAAGCUUAACCAUUUUAAAUACACUGAUAUACAUUAAUAGAUCAUAA
Molecule: messenger RNA, 489 nt
Organism: Sipha flava (yellow sugarcane aphid)
Lineage: Eukaryota; Metazoa; Arthropoda; Insecta; Hemiptera; Aphididae
Exons: 2
Source: RefSeq, a predicted model, not a curated record